Molecule: messenger RNA, 2474 nt
Organism: Xiphophorus couchianus (Monterrey platyfish)
Lineage: Eukaryota; Metazoa; Chordata; Actinopteri; Cyprinodontiformes; Poeciliidae
Product: sperm flagellar protein 1-like
Exons: 10
Coding region: 1585-2346 (253 amino acids)
Biological process (GO): regulation of cytoskeleton organization
Cellular component (GO): axoneme
Molecular function (GO): microtubule binding
Source: RefSeq, a predicted model, not a curated record
AGGUCAGUUUAAGAUGUUAAUUUCCAGGAUAUUACAUAUCAAAUGGGCGGAGAACUGAAGACGUUUCCUCUGAGCUUGGACGCUGACAAUGACAGAGUCCGUCCAACAGAGCAACAUGACACAUUCUGGCUAUUUUCUAUGGAUUUUCAUCUCCUCAUGUGGUAUAAUUGCCGGUAAUGUGAAGAAUCUGCCUCAUGUGAUAAAGUACCAAACAGCGACACCUCAGAGGUUGCAGGGCAUGCCUCUUCCAAACGAUGUUGCUGCUGCACACAAGAAAAACCCAGAUGUAGUUCAGUACUCUGUUAGUAUUGCUGGGAAAAACCACACUCUGCACCUGGAGAAGAACAAAGGUUUUAUUGGGAAAAGUUUUGCUGUGACCUACAAUUCUGAUCAGGGUACCCAAGUUUCAACUUCCUCCAACCAUGAGGUAUGUCCAUUUCCUGUUUGCUGUUGGCAUUUUAUUUGGUAAACUUGAAUUAUAGGACAAAGUACUUAUUUUGGCUUGGCUUAAUAAGCAGCAGAAAAUUAUGCAACACUUUACAGAGAGCAAGAGAGAGAGAGAGAGAGAGAGUUUGGCCUGGCACUGAAUGCUGUCACAGCUUGUCUCUGCUAAAUGAAAGUGACAGGGGGUCAAAUUUCACUGAGCAGCUGUGGCACAUUGGUCAGUGUGUCCAAUUCAAAGUGAAGAAUGGACUCUCAGGACAUCCUGCAACAUGAAAAUACUUAAUUUUACAUGUCUCCUUAUGAGAUUAAUUAAUUAGUUUGUUUGUUUAUACAUUUAUGUUUUCCCCACAUUUUCUUAUGGUAAUUAAAACUAGCUAACUAACUAUAAGAUGUUAAUCUGGAUAGUUAGAGAACAAAAGAUCAAAAUACUGUUGAAACCAUCUCUGGAGAUAAUGAGGGAUGUUAUAGGAUUAAAAAAACAUGUAUGUACAGGGAAAUAAAUGAUCAGAUUCCUCAUGUUUCAUGUACAUGACUGCAUUUCUGGUAGAUGAUCUAACCUGACCUAAACUGAGAGGAAAUGUUACAAAGAACUGUUUGUGGGCUUUUAUGGUUGUUUUAUAUUUCAAAUGGUCACUUUAAUGUCUAUUUAUGUUUUUAUUACUGAGUGGUUGUCGUGUGGCAACCCAAUGAAUGCUAAGUGUUUUUUGUGCAUUACUUUAAACUGUUUUUCCCUUUUGUUUUAUUUUUACUUGUGUUUUAUGAUCUUCUUUUGAUAUUUCAUCCUGGUAUUUGUGUCUAUCAUGUGGGUUUUAUAUUACAGCAUCAGUAGCAGAGCUGUUAUAGCUCCACAAGCUGCUCUGUAAUGCACCAUUCAGCACUAUGAUAGGCUCUUUAUCCAUUGUGUAGCUUUUCAUUAUAAUUCCAGGUUCUUUUUAUUUAUUUUUAAUCAAAAUUAACAGAUGUAUCUUGCGUCAUGAUUGUAAUUCUUAAAUAUAUCUCGCAAAUAUCUGCAACCACAGUGAUGGAAAGAUUGUGCCUUCAUUUGUAUUCCGUUUAAAUAAAUCACUCAAACUAUUUAUUCUUUCGUGUUUUCAUUCAGAAGCCAUUUGUUUGGGUUCAAAAGUGGUUACUUAGCAACCUAUGAAACAAACACAUUACCAGACAGAGAUAAUUGUUUUACGCUCAGAGAUGUGUAUGGUUCUGGGAAUGGAUCGUUUACUUAGUGAGAAGGAAGAGCGGGAUACGCUUACCUGGAUAUAUAAAAUACCUUUCUCCAGGCCAAAAAAAAACAUCAGCAGGGACUUCAGUGAUGGAGUGAUGGUUGCGGAGAUUGUUGAGCAUUAUUUCCCAAGGAUUGUUGACAUUCACAACUAUAUUACUUCCUGCAAUACGCAACAGAAACUCAACAACUGGAACCUUCUCAACAAGAAGGUGUUUUCCAAGCUGGACUUUUAUGUCUCAGAGGACAUGGUGGAGAAGAUUGUUUCAAGCACUCCUAGUGUGAUACUGCCAGUGCUGUUUUUCCUCAAGGAGAAGAUAGAGAAUAAACUGGCACAAGCAACAAGGACACAGCAUUACUCUCGGAGACAGGAGAAUCUGUUUUCAGAUGUAGAAAUUCAACAGGCCGAAGCAGGAAUUAUGGCUCAACUGGCAGAGAUGAAGAUUACUGAGCCAACACAGAAACCGCAGCAACAGAUGUUUUUCCCAGAGAUCAGCCGUUUAACUUUGCGGCAAGUCAUGCUGGAAAAAGAACUUCUGGUCCAGGAACUUCAGGAUAAUGUGAAGAUCCUUCAGGUGAAAGUGAGCAAGUUGGAGGAGCUCGUUCAAUUGAAGGACAAGCGCAUUGAACAUCUGACAAGUCUUCCAGAGGUGUACAAAACUAAACUAUUGCUACCUGGUUAAAAAGGAACUCCCAGUCACUAAAUUUUAUUUUUUCUGGAAUAUAUACUAAAGAUACUGAAGAUGAGGGAGUAUCAAUACGUUAUUAAUUUGUUUUAAAAUGUAAUUAAUAAAGAACAACUGCAUGACCA